AAUAGAAAAAUAAAUUAAUUAUUAUAACUUUUUUGCAACAAAAACAAAAAUUUUGCUCUGAUAAUGUUAUGUUGAUUAACACGUUUCCCUUGGAGUAUUGGAAAAUAAAUAAUAAUAACAAUUUGAAAUAAUAAAUUGUUAAAAAGGAACUCAUAAAUCUUGAAAAUAUUAAAAAUUAAUAAUCUUCAAUAACAAUAACAAAAGAAAUCUAACUAAUUAUUAUCAAAAACUAGUAGCUGAGAGGUUUUAAUUAAAACAAAAUAAUUUACAAGUCUGUUGAUUAUAUUUCCAAUUGAUAAGCUUCCAUAAAGAUUGAAGAAAUUUGCAAUAAAAUUUCCAAAAUAUUUAGACUGAUUUUGGUCAUUCAAACAAAAUUAGUUAGUUGCUGACUCUUGACUGCAGUGGACUCUUCCUUUUAGCGGGCUAUAAGCAGGAGCUAUCAUGAUUUCCUUGAAAUUUCUAUUGGCUUCUUUGGCUGUGGUUAGUAUUUGGUCUACUUUGCCUACUGCCACCCAAUGUGAUACUUCCUAUUAUGAGAAAUAUUAUUCGGCCCGCAAAUUUAUACCUUUAAAGAAAAGCUCUCUGCUAAAGGUCAACUUUACGGUGAGUUUAGGCGAUGAAAAGUUGGAGGAAUUUGAAAAAAUCGCCUUGGUAGGUGAUGCUCAAUUAUUGGGAUCAUGGAAGGCUAAUGGUGCUGUGAUCAUGAAUAAAACUCAAGAAUAUGGCAAAUGGGAAGCAUCUGUCUGGUUAAAUGCCAAUUCCUCACUAAAUUAUCGUUAUUUUGUAGCGGCUCAGGAUAAACGUUCCGGCUCUAUACAAGUGAGACGCUGGGAAUCGGCUUUACAAAGUCGUCAACUUAAUUUAUCCUCUGUUGCUGUUACACGUUCCGAUAUCUUUGGUAUUACAGCUGCAGGAUCCGAAAAGGAAUUACAACGUGGUUGGCUUAAUUCGGGACAUAUAGUUCAGUUUAAACUCUUCCGCAAUCCUUUACAAUUGAAUGACUCUUCGGCCAGUGCUCAGCAACGUUUGCGCAUUAAGCUCACCCCUGUAGAUCCUCAAUGGCGUACGGCUAUUGUUCCCUCGGCUCGUGCCUACAGUGAAUACGUGCGCAUGGAAUAUGGCAACAGUUAUCUUAGAUCACAACCCCCACAUGGUGUUCUCUAUAAAGAUAAGGACAUUAUUAUGUUCCAUACAACUGUAAGUGAUUUACAAGAUGUGGCCUAUCUUUUGGAAAUCUAUGUAGAAGAUACUCAAACCGAUGUGGCUCGAGUGAUUGGUUAUCAAUAUAUCUAUCCCGAUUCUAUUAAAUCUACAGAUGGUGAAAUUUUGGUUACACUGCUUUCACCUACCUGGCUGAAUACCGUGGGUACUUUGAAACUUCAAUAUGUGGUCAUCAAUCCCUUACCCGAUUCCGUUGUAAACUUUAGAACUUCCUUUACCGAAUACUGGCGUGCUAAUUGGACUGCUCUUGAGGCUGGUCAUAGAGGAUUGGGUAAAUCGCUCAAAGAAACUACUAAUGCUGCUCCUAUAUUGGAAAAUACGGUGGCUUCUAUGUUGGCGGCUGCUGAAUUGGGUACUGACUUAGUGGAAUUUGAUGUGCAGUUAACUAAAGAUCUAGUGCCUAUUAUAUAUCACGAUUUUGCCAUUCUCGUGUGCAUGGAAUCAAAAACUCCCACCAGCAAAGAUGAUCUAACGCAAGUGAUGAUUAAGGACAUAACCUAUGAACAGCUUAAAGAUUUAACCACUUAUCAAGUGGUGGGUUCAAAAAUAGUCGAAUAUCCUUCACACAACUCUUUGGUUAAUGAGACUCAUCGUAUUUUCCCCACCUUUGAAGAUUUUCUCACCAAGGUCAAUAAGUCUGUGGGUUUUGAUAUCGAAAUUAAAUGGCCUCAACUCAAGAGUUCGGGUGCUUGGGAGAGUAUACAAACCAUUGAUAAAAAUCUUUAUAUUGAUCGCAUUUUAGAUGUAAUGCUUAAACAUGGUUGUGGCCGUCUUUCCUUUUUCACCAGUUUUGAUGCUGAUAUUUGUUCCAUGAUACGUUACAAACAAAAUAUGUAUCCCGUCAUGUUUCUUUCCUCCAGCAAGGAAGCCAACUUUGUAGAUCCUCGUUCUGAUACUAUUUACGAUUCUGUUAAUACAGCUCAAGCUUUCGAUUUCGCCGGCAUAGUGCCCAAUGCUGUGUUCGUAAAGAAAAAUCCUCAAUGGGUGGAUGUAGCUUUGAAACAAAAUAAAAAAAUCUUCUUAUGGGGUGGUGAUCUUAAGGAUCGUGAAUCAAUUGACUGGUUUAUUGCUCAAAAUCCCACCGGUGUUAUUUACGAUCGUAUGGAUUUGUAUUUGCCGACCAAUAGAACGAGUGCUUUUGAGUCGGAACAAGAUUUACCCGAUUUCUUUAAGUUGCAAUGUUCGCCCAAAGGUAACGGUUCAGGUGAAAAUGCCACCAUUACAAAUAUUUUAAGUAAUGUUAAUAUGUUGUGAAGUUAGUAAAAUAUUAUUUACGAAUUUUUAAUAUUUAUAUACGAAAUUAUUAUUUGUU
This is a messenger RNA of Lucilia cuprina (Australian sheep blowfly), 2533 nucleotides long. Its product is annotated as glycerophosphocholine phosphodiesterase GPCPD1. NCBI's taxonomy places the organism in Eukaryota, Metazoa, Arthropoda, Insecta, Diptera, Calliphoridae. The transcript has a single exon. The record is from RefSeq and is a predicted model, not a curated record. Gene Ontology annotation, biological process: glycerophospholipid catabolic process. Bases 442 to 2475 code for a protein of 677 amino acids. Gene Ontology annotation, molecular function: starch binding; glycerophosphocholine phosphodiesterase activity.